This is a messenger RNA of Selaginella moellendorffii, 1739 nucleotides long. Its product is annotated as mitochondrial-processing peptidase subunit alpha. The transcript is spliced from 13 exons. Gene Ontology annotation, molecular function: metal ion binding; metalloendopeptidase activity. Gene Ontology annotation, cellular component: mitochondrion. Lineage: Eukaryota; Viridiplantae; Streptophyta; Lycopodiopsida; Selaginellales; Selaginellaceae. The record is from RefSeq and is a predicted model, not a curated record. The coding region runs from base 33 to 1571 and encodes 512 amino acids. Gene Ontology annotation, biological process: proteolysis.
CCUUAAACCUUGAAUAAACCCUAGCGAGGGGGAUGAAGAAAGCGAGGCGGCUGGGCGAGGCCGCUCUCGAUACUUGGAGAUCGAUCUCGACUUCCAGAGUCUCCAAGCAAGCUUUAGCAGCCAGAACAGCAGCCGCAGAGGAGCCCAAAGGAAAGGGGUUGCUCUCGUGGUUCCAGCGCAAGAAAAAGAAGGGCCUGCUAUCAGAUCUUCCCACGCUCUACGAGCCUCUUCCAGGCGUCAAACUCCCUCUCGAUCUGGACGAUGGCUUUGCUCUGCCAGUGGAGACUAAAAUCACCAAACUCGCCAAUGGAUUGACGGUGGCUUCCGAGAACACUAUGGGACCGACAGCAACCAUUGGAGUUUAUGUUGAUUCCGGCAGCUCUCACGAGACUCCUUUCAACUCCGGCGUGAGCCAUAUUCUGGAACGCAUGGCUUUCAAGAGCACGCGAAACCGGACGCACUUGAGGCUUGUCCGCGAAGCGGAAGCCAUCGGCGGUAAUGUUCUUGCGUCUGCUUCGCGAGAGCAAAUGUCUUAUACGGGUGAUGUGAUAAGGAGCUUUGUUCCCGAGAUUGUGGAGCUUCUUGCCGAUAGCAUCCGGAACCCGGCUUUCCACGACUGGGAAAUCAAAGAACAGGUGGAUAUCUUGAGAGAAGAGAUUCAAGAGAUGGCAAAGGAUCCUCAAGCGAUGCUUCUGGAGGCUCUCCAUCCUGCCGGUUAUAAGGGCCCUCUUGGCAAAGCACUGGUGACAAGCGAGUCCUCGUUGGAUAGAAUCGACUCUCGCGCUCUUCACGAGUUUGUAGCUGCAAACUAUACAGCUUCACGGAUGGUUUUCGCUGGCUCUGGCGUCGAACACGACUAUUUCCUCUCGCUGGUUAAACCGUUGUUCGAGGACAUGCCUCUGGUGGCUCCUCCAGAGCCUGUGAAGUCCGAGUAUGUUGGUGGCGAGUGGCGGCUUCAAGGCGAAAGUGAUACUACAUCGGUUUCCAUCGCGUUUGAAAUCCCUGGUGGCUGGAGAAACGAACGCGAUGCUGUCAUGGCGACCGUGUUACAAUCGCUUCUUGGAGGAGGUGGUUCGUUUUCUUCCGGAGGCCCGGGCAAGGGUGUCCAUUCUAGAUUGUAUACUCGCGUUCUGGCUGUUCAUCCCAAGGUGGAAAAUUUUACUGCUUUUACUUCCGUGUACAAUGACACCGGCUUGUUUGGAAUUCACGCAUCGUCUGAGCACAAGUUUGUAGGCGAGCUUGUAGAUCUCAUAGGAGAUGAGCUUAUUUCUGUGGCAGAACCUGGAGAAGUCGACGAGAUUGAAUUGGAGCGCGCAAAGAAUGCAACCGUUUCACUUGUUUUGAUGAAUCUCGAGUCUCGGGUGGUCGUGAAUGAGGACAUUGGUCGGCAAAUUCUCACCUAUGGUUGCAGGAAACCCGCAAAGGAGUUUAUCGACACCGUUCGUGAGCUGACUUUGGAUGAUAUUCGCAAAGUUGCUGAGAAGAUUAUUUCCACCCCAGUAACCAUGGCUUGCUACGGCGAUGUUAAAAGAGUUCCUCUUCUCGACAAAGUCUCCUCGCAGUUUCAAUAACAAAUACUGGAGGAGAGAAGUUUUGAACCAACCUUGUCGCUUGACCAUGAAUUACGAGAAAGCAGGAAAUCUUAUUCAAUCCUGUAACAACGUUAUUCGUUCACUGUUGAUUCAUGCAGAAUAUGCUUAUAAGAUGCUAAUAAGCAAAGGACAUGUUAUUGCGUGCCA